This is a messenger RNA of Protobothrops mucrosquamatus (brown spotted pit viper), 2481 nucleotides long. RefSeq names its product feline leukemia virus subgroup C cellular receptor 1 (gene FLVCR1). The transcript is spliced from 10 exons. Gene Ontology annotation, cellular component: mitochondrion; membrane. The record is from RefSeq and is a predicted model, not a curated record. Bases 1 to 1632 code for a protein of 543 amino acids. NCBI's taxonomy places the organism in Eukaryota, Metazoa, Chordata, Lepidosauria, Squamata, Viperidae. Gene Ontology annotation, biological process: heme export; mitochondrial transport; transmembrane transport. Gene Ontology annotation, molecular function: heme transmembrane transporter activity; heme binding.
AUGGGUGGGGAGGGGACGGAGGUGGCCGAGCCCGGGGGAAGCAGCGAGGCCAGCGGCGAGGUUGGGGAGGAAGCCACGGUGCCUGCCCUCCAGUGCAAUGGAUACCUGGCCGGCAAAGAGCCGGCCAACAGCGGCAGCUGCACGCCUUUGGUAACCGAGAAGGAUGUGGAGUUUGGAAGAAGCGCCGCUUCCUUGGCUGAUCUCGAGAAGUAUCCAGAGGCAGAAGCUAUGCUGUCUGACUGUACCGUGGGGGUGAAGCUGAUCCCCCGGCUUUCCAAACGCAGGAUUGUGGUGCUGGCCGUGUUCAGCUGCUAUUCGCUAGUAAAUGCCUUCCAGUGGAUCCAGUACAGUAUAUUGACCAGUGUCUUCACUGGCUACUAUAAUGUUACUUCUUCUGAAAUUGACUGGCUCUCCAUGUCGUAUAUGGUGACCUACGUUCCUCUCAUCUUUCCUGCCACUUGGUUUCUGGACACGAGUGGCCUCCGUUUCACUGCCUUGCUGGGAUCAGGACUGAAUUGUUUGGGGGCCUGGAUUAAAUGUGCCAGCAUCCAGCCAAAUCUCUAUCUGGUCACUCUGCUGGCUCAGAUUGUGUGUUCCAUAGCCCAGGUCUUCAUUUUGGGGUUGCCCUCCCACAUUGCGUCUGUUUGGUUUGGGCCCAAGGAAGUGUCCACUGCUUGUGCUGUAGCUGUUCUGGGCAAUCAGCUAGGCACAGCAAUUGGCUUUUUACUGCCUCCAGUUUUAGUUCCAAACACACAUAAUGACCUGGAUCUUAUGGGACACAAUAUCAGCAUAAUGUUCUAUGGCACAGCAGGAGUAUCUACUUUCCUCUUUUUAUUAACAGCGCUUGUGUUUAAGGAAAAACCGAAAUAUCCUCCAAGUCAGUCUCAGGCUGUUCUCCUGGAUCCAUCUCCAAAAGAUCACUCCUAUAAACAAUCAAUACUCAAUUUGUUCAGGAACGUUCCUUUUAUGCUUUUGUUGAUAAGCUAUGGAAUUAUGACUGGAGCCUUUUAUUCAAUCUCAACUCUACUAAACCAAAUGAUAUUGGCUCACUAUAAGGGAGAAGAAAUAAAUGCAGGUAGGAUUGGCCUCACACUUGUGGUAGCUGGAAUGGUUGGCUCUAUUAUCUGCGGCUUGUGGCUGGAUCAUACCAAGACAUACAAGCAGACUACAUUAGUUGUAUACAUCCUCUCUUUUGUUGGGAUGGUCGUAUUUACAUUCACCUUGAACUGUGGAUACCUUAUAGUUAUAUUUGUGACUGCUGGAGUACUUGGUUUCUUUAUGACAGGUUAUCUGCCCCUUGGUUUUGAAUUUGCUGUGGAAAUUACAUACCCGGAGUCAGAAGGCACCUCAUCAGGGCUUUUGAAUGCUUCAGCACAGAUAUUUGGGAUCAUCUUUACAUUGAUCCAAGGGAAGCUUACAACAGAUUACAGUGCUCGUGCUGGAAAUAUUUUUCUCUUUGUGUGGAUGUUUAUAGGUAUCAUUUUAACAGCUUUAAUUAAAUCUGAUUUGCGAAGGCACAAUAUAAACUCAGGGAUUGUAACUGUGGACAUUAAAACUAUAUCCCCUGAUAGUCCUGUUGAAGAUGAACAAAAUAAAACAACAUCAAAAAACCAGUCAGAAUCAAAAAUUUAAAAUGGAAAAAAUACUAAACUCACAAUUGGCAGCUGUUAUAAUAAAAGCAACUUAAUGGAGAAUCAUAAGAACUGUAAGCCUAAAAAUUGUGUUGCAUGGCAGCAGUUAGCAGUGAUUGUACACUGGAUAAAGCACAGAUUUGUAUAUACUUAAUGAACACAUUUUAACUUCAAAAUGGUAAUUUUCAACAAAUGUUUUAAGUUUCAGUGAUAAAAUUCCCAGGAAUCUUCCAUUUCUUAUUUGGAAGUUGUGGACUUUCAUAAAAUAUAUUAUGCUGUAAGUGAUAAAUUAGAAUCUCUUAUCAAAAUCUGUGCCACUAGCUUAUCCACCCUUGGAAUUCUCAUAUAGAAUGUGUGUACUGAGCAGUUUGAUAUCAAAUAUGUGCUUUAACUUGUGUUUUUAUUUGAAAUGUUCAAAACUGCCCUUCCUAUAGGAAGGCAUUGUCUUUAGCACAAUAGACAGUAUAAGAAAUUCAUUUUUGAAUGUGUUAUACUGUAAAUCCUGGAUUUUGCCAUUUUUUGGCUUUGAAAGAAUUGUGGCUUCUGAAAUUUCUUUGUUUUGAAACACAAAUAAGAUAAUGGUAUAAAUCCCUGAUUUGCAAGAAGUAUUUUAUAUUCUAAGUUAUUGAAGACGAAGGCCUUCUGAAUUUUUGAUCACAAAACUAUAUAUUCAUGGUUCCUGCAUUUUUUUUACAUUCUGAAAAUGAAAGUACAUUUGUAUUAUGUGAGUCACAAGAAAGUAUUGCCAGGUCAUACAAAGGCAAAAUGCAUGCCAUUGUAUUCUUUGCAUCAAUUUUGUGUAUUUGUGAAAAGUAAAUGUAGAAAAUAAUUUCUGGCAAAUAAAAUAUAA